Messenger RNA from Cooperia oncophora, 453 nucleotides. NCBI's taxonomy places the organism in Eukaryota, Metazoa, Nematoda, Chromadorea, Rhabditida, Trichostrongylidae. The record is from the annotation of a GenBank genome assembly.
GGAGAAGCGCGUUCUGGAACUACGUCAGAAAGCUCAAGGAAGAACAAGCUCAGUUAUCAACCCUUCAGUCAGGAAGCGAAACAAAGAGAAGAACAGCUCAAGAACGAGAUGAAGUUGCGACAAGAUCAGGCUUCUCCAGCGGCGUCUAAGAUCCGUGAAUUAGAAGAAAUUAAUGAUAAAAUGCGAUUAGAAUUCAUAGCAAAGGCGAGUGAACGCCAUUAUUGUCGUUUGCCGCUUACAUACGCAGGCCUCAUUCACAUUUACUUCGUAAUGAAGCACAGCAAGCACAUUUUGGAGAAAGUAAUCAGUGAUCUCCGUGAAGAAAUUGAUAGAAUCCAUGCAGAGCACAAAGAAAGUGUUGCAGCUGAGCACAGCAAGCUUCAAGAUGCUCAGGUAUGUGAAAAAGUCCUUGAAAAAAUGCAUUUGUGCACUGCUGUACUUGCAUUAGUUUGA